Dimorphilus gyrociliatus is the source of this 1960-nucleotide messenger RNA. The record is from the annotation of a GenBank genome assembly. Lineage: Eukaryota; Metazoa; Annelida; Polychaeta; Dinophilidae.
GAUGAUAAAGUCAGGUACAACGACGAUCGAUAAUGAUGAAUCCGAUGAAGAUAUUAUAGUUAUCAACGCUGCAAGUAACAAUUUCGAUGAAAUUACGAUAUCAUCUGAAGAAGAAGGAGAAAUUACUGCAAAUAAAGAUGAUAAAUUUCAUAAUAAAGAAAGAAAGGAAACAAAACAAAAGGAUAGCUAUUCCAAUGAAAAAAAGCAUAAGAAAAAGAAAAAAGAAAAAGAUAAAAAAAAGAAAAAAGACAAAAAAUCGAGUAAAAGUGAAUCAAAACAAAUAGAGAAAUCUAAAGAUGACUUUAUAAAACCACCAGAACCUCCGUCUAAUUUUCAAUUUGAAUCCAGUUGGCGCGAGAGUGAUAUUAUUGCAGAUAAUUUAGGAAUUUAUAAUGUUAUAAUAGAAAAAGUCGUAAAAUUGUUCGAUGAGGGUAAUACUAUGCCAUUUAUUGCAAGAUAUCGUAGUCACAUUACACAAGAAAUGGAGCCAGCUACUUUAAGAAAAAUCGAAAGUCACCUUAGUGAAUUAAGAACUGUGAAGAAAAAGAUGAAAUAUGUGGCGUCUACAUUGUCAAAAUAUGGAUGGUUAAGCAGUGAAUUAGCAUCUAGAUUGAGAUGUUGUACAACUAUUGAGGAAAUUGAAUAUUUAUUUGCACCAUUCAAACCGGGAAGCAAGAGAUCUAAGGCUCAUAAAGCUCGUGACUUAGGAUUGGAAGAGUUUGCUAUAAAACUGAUUGAAAGCCAGUCAGACGAUAUUUUAAGGGAAAUGAACCAAGCCGUUGUAGCUGAUAAAGAAGGUCUGCAAAAUGUUAAAGAAGUCAGAAAAGGCGUCCAGUUUAUUAUUUCUGACAUAAUCGCUAAAGAUAAAGUGUGUCUUGAUUACAUCCGAGAUGUCUGUAGUAAUCGGAGAGACGGGAUUCGAAUACGAUGUUCACAGGCCCCCGAAAGGCCAUUAGACGAAGAAAAUGAAACUGUUAUUAGUUAUCAGCCUAAUCCUCAGAAAGAUUUAUUUAAAAAUUACUACUAUUUUGAUGCUUCUGCCCUAAAUAUCAAACCUCAUCAAGUUCUGGCUAUCAAUAGAGGAGAGGCUCAAAAAGAAUUAACUGUGAAGAUGGUAGUGGGAAAUUACGUUGCUGAUAGAUGGAGGGAAUUUUGCCGCCGAAAAUAUAUUCCAAGAAAAACAUCGUUCGAAAUAGCAGCAAUGAUAACAGCUAGUAUUGAUGAUGCUUUUUCAAGACUUGUAUCUCCAGUUCUCAUUCGGGAGUGCAGAUCUAGACUAACUAAACAAGCUGAAAAAGCCUCUCUGGAAGUAUUUGCAUCAAACCUUCGCAGCAUGCUACUAACUCCUCCUAUUAGAGGAAAAGUUAUAAUGGGGGUUGAUCCUGGUUAUAAUCAUGGAUGCAAAUGGGCUCAAGGGGAUGUUUUAGAUACAGGAAUAUCCUACUUACAUGAAUGCGACGAAGACGAAAGUGGUAAUAUAAUACGAAAAAGAAAGAGGAAAAGGAAAAUUGACUUUGAGGAUUCAGAAGAAUUUUCGAGUAUUAAAGGAGCUAUAUUUAGAAAUAAUUGUGAAAUUAUAGCAAUAGGCAAUGGUACUGCUAGUAGAGAAACUCAGGAACUUUUCGCAGAACAAAUUCAAAGAGGUGCAUUUAGUCCUUUAGUAGUCCAGUUUGUAGUCGUCGACGAAAGUGGAUCAUCGAUUUAUUCUGUGUCAGAUUUAGCCAAAAAGGAACUUCGAAGAUUAGAAAUUAAACUAAGAAGUGCUGUUUCCAUUGCAAGAAGAUUACAAAAUCCUGUUGCAGAACUGGUUAAAAUUGAACCACAACAUCUUGGCAUUGGGCAAUAUCAACAUGACUUAAGAGAAAGCACUCUGAAAAAGACAUUAGAUAAAGUAGUUGAGGAAUGUGUAAGCUUUAUCGGCGUUGACAUAAACACCUGCAGCGCAUCUCUUUUACAGUAA